Messenger RNA from Eruca vesicaria subsp. sativa (arugula), 241 nucleotides. The record is from the annotation of a GenBank genome assembly. NCBI's taxonomy places the organism in Eukaryota, Viridiplantae, Streptophyta, Magnoliopsida, Brassicales, Brassicaceae.
GACCUAACGUAAAUAAGCACAGUCCAAUUAGAUAAAAUGUUGUUUGUAAACCACACCGGUUAUGAAACAUGCAAACGAGGGAUACAUAGAAAAUAAUACCGGCGAGGGUACGAUCCAACUUGCUUACGGUGGUAACUAUUUCAUCGGAACAGCAGCUCCUGGUGACUGUUCUGGUGGUAUGAAGUUGGCAAUCAACGCUUUGGCCCCUGAUAAUAAGGACUCAUCUUUCAAAUCUCUCUAA